This is a messenger RNA of Venturia canescens, 1923 nucleotides long. It is a transcript of the gene CycB, whose product is annotated as Cyclin B. The record is from RefSeq and is a predicted model, not a curated record. The transcript has 5 exons. Gene Ontology annotation, biological process: regulation of cyclin-dependent protein serine/threonine kinase activity; mitotic cell cycle phase transition. Bases 203 to 1426 code for a protein of 407 amino acids. Gene Ontology annotation, molecular function: cyclin-dependent protein serine/threonine kinase regulator activity. Gene Ontology annotation, cellular component: cyclin-dependent protein kinase holoenzyme complex; nucleus; cytoplasm. NCBI's taxonomy places the organism in Eukaryota, Metazoa, Arthropoda, Insecta, Hymenoptera, Ichneumonidae.
CACAUCCGCUUGAGGUGGUGAGGCUUGGGAGCUAAACAAAUUCAAAUCGACGGAGUUCGUUACUGCGUGCGGUCGUUGGUGUGGUGUGUUGGUCGAUCGUUGUGCGAUAAUAUUGAGAAAUACUUAUUUGAAAAAAGAUAUAUAUAAGUUGGCCCUUGAGAUUUAUUAUUUUUGAGAAUAAGUUCUGUACUACGAAUUGACGAUGGCGUUGAGAAAUCGGACAGCGCUUACGAAUAUAGUGAAUCAAGAAAACACAAAGAAUGUCAAAACCAUGACAAAUGGAAUAACUAACCAGCCGAUAAGACGAGCUGCCUUAGGGGAAAUUGGCAAUAAAGUAAAUACUGCCAGAGUUGGUGAACAGACAAAUAAAACGAAAGCAGUUAAAAAACCAAUCUUGAAAUCUUCCUCCAUCAACACCAACGUUGUUGUGGGAAAACAAACGAUACAAGUGUCCAAGCCGAUAGCAAAAAAGGAACAACAGCCCAUCGUCAUUAAAGUAGAACUUCAUGAGGAUGAACAAAUUAAAAAACAACCCGAAGCAUUCUCGUCUGAUCUUCUGUCGAUAGAAGACAUUGAUGAAAUUGACAGAGAAAAUCCAGUAUUAGUAUCAAUUUACAGCAACGAUAUAUACAAUUACUUGAGGCAGCUUGAGAAACAAUAUCCUAUUCCUAAAGGCUUUUUGCAUGGCCAAGAAGUCACCCCCAAAAUGAGGAGUGUUCUUGUUGACUGGUUAGUCGAAGUUCACCAGCAGUUCCGUCUACUACAAGAAACUCUCUAUUUGACGAUCGCCAUCAUUGAUCGAUUCUUGUCAUUGUAUAAGUUGAUAACACGGAAGAGGCUGCAGCUUGUCGGAGUCACAGCACUGUUCAUAGCUUGCAAAUAUGAGGAAAUGUACUCCCCUGAUAUAUCUGACUUUGUCUAUAUCUCCGAUAAUGCAUAUUUGAAAACAGAAAUAUUACAAAUGGAAAUGUUAAUUAUACGAACACUCGAUUAUUCAAUGGGACGACCAUUGCCACUUCACUUCCUUCGAAGAUACAGCAAAGCAGGCCGGGCACUCCCAGUGCAUCAUACAAUGGCAAAAUAUUUUUUGGAGGAAAGUUUGGUGUGUUACGAACUCAGUCAUUAUCCACCAAGUUUGAUAGCAGCAGCAGCAAUCUAUCUAUCAUUUUUUGUGAUUGGAAACGAUGAUGCUGACGAAGGACUAGUGAUUUGGACGAACACAAUGGUCCAUUACAGUACUUAUACAAAGGACGAUAUACUGCCAGUAGUCCGAGACAUCGCGAGUGCGGUGGUGAACGCGGAAAAGAGUAAAUACCAAGCAGUUCGGAAGAAGUAUACUCACGCGAAGCACAUGAAAAUAAGUCUCCGUCCCGAAUUAAAAUCGCCUACGAUGCUCUCCCUCGUGAACGUAGUCAAGAAAGAAUGAACCUUUUUUCUCCAUUUUGUAAUAUAACGGUGAAGCUAUUUCAUUUUAUCAUUUUUUUUAACAUGCAUAUUUGUAAUAUUGAAUUCAUCGGAGAGAAAAGUCUUUCGGGAGUUUUCAUUGUUUGUUCAGUGUCACAAUAUUAGAGAAAAACCGUAUACGGACUCAUUUGGUCGACAAGAAGUGAUAGAGGAUUUAAAAAAAGAACAAAGAGAUGCGGCAAAAGAACAAGACUGAAUGAACCGGAAGCAUUGUUGGAAAAAUUAUUUUUCUUUUGUUUAUUCUUUAUUUUUUAUUUUUUUUUAAUAUUCCGACAUUUAACAAACAAAGACGCUUCGAUUAAUGUGUAAUGUUAACGUCUGUCAUCUGUGUCUCGUCGUAUGCAUUUUAGCUAGAAAUUAAUAGGUAGAGAUAGUCGAAGGCAAACAUAUAUAUAUAUAUAUUUAGAUUUAUGGCGUAUAUACGACAUCAGACGCUAACGAGAAAGUUUAGAAAGAUUU